Cajanus cajan (pigeon pea) is the source of this 1537-nucleotide messenger RNA. NCBI's taxonomy places the organism in Eukaryota, Viridiplantae, Streptophyta, Magnoliopsida, Fabales, Fabaceae. The record is from RefSeq and is a predicted model, not a curated record.
CUCAUACUCAUUAGUUAUAGCUAUGGAUAAUUCCAGCUUCCAACGUCUUCUCACUCUCCUCCUGCUCCUAUUCCUGAUUGCACCCUCUUGGGCCCAACAAUCCUUCAGGCCCAAAGCCCUCGUUCUCAAAGUUAAGAAAGACGCAUCCACGCUCCAAUACGUAACUCAAAUCAACCAGAGAACCCCACUCGUCCCCAUCAACCUCCUCCUCGAUCUCGGAGGCCAAUUCCUCUGGGUCGACUGCGACGCCGGCUACACCUCCUCCACAUACCGCCCCGCACGCUGCCGCUCCGCCCAAUGCUCCCUCGCCGCCUCCACCGCCUGCGGCGACUGCUUCUCCGCGCCCAGGCCCGGGUGCAACAACAACACCUGCGGCCUCACACCGGACAACACCGUCACGCACACCGCCACCAGCGGGGAACUCGCCCAAGACGCUCUCACACUCCAAUCCACCAACGGCCUCAACCCAGGGCGAAACGUCUCCGUUUCACGCUUCCUAUUCACCUGCGCCCCCACCUUCCUGCUCCAAGGCCUGGCCAAGGGUGUCUCCGGCAUGGCCGGUCUCGGAAGAACUAAAAUCGCUCUCCCCUCGCAGUUGGCUUCCGCGUUUAGCUUCCCUAGGAAGUUCGCCGUUUGCCUCUCAUCCUCUUCAAACGGCGUCGCUUUCUUCGGCGACGGGCCUUACGUUCUUCUCCCCAACGUGGACGCUUCCGAGUUACUGACGUUCACGCCACUGUUUAUCAACCCCGUUAGCACCGCUUCCGCUUUCUCCCAAGGAGAUGCCUCAGCCGAGUAUUUCAUCGGCGUCAAAUCCAUCAGAGUCGACGACAAGGUUGUGCCGGUUAACACAACUUUGUUGUCCAUAGACAGUAACGGCGUUGGCGGGACCAAGAUUAGUAGCGUCGACCCUUACACGGUUUUGGAGGCUUCUCUCUAUAAAGCAGUGACGGAGGCUUUUAUCAACGCGGCGGCUGCGAGGAAUUUAACGAGGGUGGGUUCCGUGGCGCCCUUUGAAGUUUGCUUCAGCACUGAGAACAUGGGAAGCACGCGGCUUGGGGUGGCGGUGCCCAUCGUUGGGCUUGUGCUGCAGAACCAGGACACGGUUUGGUGGAUUUUUGGCGCCAACUCCAUGGUGAGUGUGAGUGAUGAGGUGCUCUGCCUUGGCUUUGUGAAUGGAGGUGAGAACCCCAGGACUUCCAUUGUCAUUGGAGGGUAUCAGCUUGAAGAUAAUCUCUUGCAGUUCGAUUUGGCAUCGUCUAGGUUGGGCUUUAGCUCUUUACUCUCUGGAAGCCGAACUACGUGCGCAAACUUCAACUUUACAUCCUCUACUUAGAAUACAACUUUCAAUAAUCUCAUUCUCAUUCACAAUAAAUAUGCCUCCUAUGGAAUUUAUGACUUGGAGUUUCAUGUAAACACGUAUUUUUAUUUUAUACUACUGCAGUGCAGUACUUCCUUCUGAUAUAUACACAAGUUUGAAUAGUUUAUUUUAUUUGAGACAAUUAAGGUAAAUAAAUACGUACUCCCUUAUUUUUUAUUG